AUGGCAUCCAGUACCGACUCACUAGUCGACGAACACAGUCUCAGCCCGAUCAGCCACCGUACUCCGCUCCUCCCCCGCCAUGCCUCGGAUAGUGACGAUGAGGUCUAUUGCAGCCAAACCAGCCGAGCCCACCAGGUCAAGAGCUAUAUCAAGCAAGCAACCGCCUCGCUCCGAUGGACCGUCCAACCGUUCUUACCUACAAAUCCGCCGCACUGGCUGCAGACAACCAGACCUCUCAGCCUUCCCACUGUCAAUCAUCGAUCGACAUCUCAAGCGGUCUUUCUGGGUAUUUGGUUACUUGUCAACCUCGCUCUGAUUCGACAGUCUUGGUCUCUUUCGAAUAUUAGUGAGCCCAGCCACUUCCCUCAACCGACGAAGCCCGAAUGGUUACAUUGCGUCGAAUCGUAUUGGCUCAAAGACGACGGAUGUGGGCUGAAUGGCAAAGAUUGUUCAUCAUAUCGCAACGUGACUAUGGCUUUUAGAUGUCCUUCUCAUUGUGGGACAAGCACGGGCUUGUUGAACCCUCGAGUCGUCGGUGGAGAAGUAGCCAAUUACCAGCCACUCGUAGUUGGAGGGGGUGGACAAGGAAAAAGAUACCGCCCGGAUUCGUUCAUAUGUCAAUCAGCCGUCCAUGCUGGGAUUGUUUCUGCCCGUUGGGGUGGCUGUGGCGUCUUAAAGAUGCUGGACGAGACGCACGGAUUCAGCGGAUCGGAGGCCAAUGGAAUCCGCUCGAUCGGCUUUCCCGCUCCCUUCCCAAUGAGCUUCACCUUCCUGGACAAUGUUCACACCAGCGGAUGUAACGAUCUAUGGCUCACAAUCAUCCUUCUCAACGUUGCGUGUAGCGCAAUCUUCGUCCUUCUCCUCGGCCCAUCUCCCCAGAUGUUCUUCUGGGUGCUAAGCAUCGUCGGUUAUUGGAUCGUGCCCGUGGCCUCUGAACCAAGCAGUUUACCUCCAUCGUGGUCAAAAGCCACCGGCAAUUUUUUGCCCUUCCUCUUUGUUUGCUACUGGCUGUGGAACGUCUGCUGGAGAGACACGCUUGAGACCAUCAGUAGUCUGGAUAGGGUGUGGGUGUACCUGGGGCCUUGGUGGUUUGGAGUACUCAUGAACUUGACGGCCGGCUGGGUACCCCUAGACAGAUUAACGCCACAUGACCUCCAACAACGGCCCGGUGCAUUCCUAGCCCUAAGCAUAUUGAUGACGAUCACAGCUAUACUUGUAUACCAUCAAGCCUGUUGUCUGCGGAAAGAAAAACGGUUCGAGAAACUGGCGGUUCCAUACGCGUUUCUGGCAAUUGUGUUAAUCCUACUCUGUUUCGUGCCUGAACAUUCACUCAGGAUUCACCAUUAUCUGAUAGGGAUUUUCUUGAGCCCGUUGGCCUCAGCAAAGACGAAGAUAUCUGGAGUGCUCCAAGGCUUCCUCCUAGGAAUGGUCCAGAAUGGGGUUGCACGAUGGUCGUUUGCCUCGAUCUUGGAACAGACAUCGGAGGUGAUCGGGGACGGAUAUCUUUCGGGAGACUCGAUGCCUGAAUUUGAUCUCGAACAGAGCGGUCUGAUCAACGGUCUCAAAGAUCUGAAGGUUUCUUGGAAGAGCGAGGGGCCUGAUGAUCGUGCAUCCUUGGUUGGAGUCAUGGUUAACGAUGUCCUAAGAUUCAUCGUCCCCAAGAUCAACCAGUCUCUCAUCAUUCAUAAUUUCUUGAACAAUCUUACUUCUAUUUCAACAUCCCCUUCCCCUCUGCAGGCCGCUUUCAAUCAAGUCUUCUUCAGAUUAGCGUUUUUUGAUAAUAAGAUGAAUGCCGAGCAUCGGAUCAGUGAAUACACUGGGCCAGUCACCUUUUUUGUCAACAAUCAAACUUGGCUGGGACCAACUCCAGUUUACUAG
Puccinia triticina is the source of this 1878-nucleotide messenger RNA. RefSeq lists its product as uncharacterized. The transcript is spliced from 4 exons. Lineage: Eukaryota; Fungi; Basidiomycota; Pucciniomycetes; Pucciniales; Pucciniaceae. Bases 1 to 1878 code for a protein of 625 amino acids. The record is from RefSeq and is a predicted model, not a curated record.